Prunus persica (peach) is the source of this 1096-nucleotide messenger RNA. RefSeq lists its product as uncharacterized. Gene Ontology annotation, molecular function: deSUMOylase activity. NCBI's taxonomy places the organism in Eukaryota, Viridiplantae, Streptophyta, Magnoliopsida, Rosales, Rosaceae. Gene Ontology annotation, biological process: protein desumoylation. Bases 123 to 524 code for a protein of 133 amino acids. Gene Ontology annotation, cellular component: nucleus. The record is from RefSeq and is a predicted model, not a curated record. The transcript is spliced from 2 exons.
AUAAAAGAAAAAAACAGCAGCUUGGGUGGAAAAUCAGAAAAAGUUUACUAAACGUUGUAAAUGGGAAGGUUCCUCCGUGUGGGUUGGAUUGGCAGACCGUCUAUAAGGUGUAUACCCCAUUUAUGUUGACGAAGUACAAGCAUUGGGUGGCUGUAAUGAUUGAUCUGGUAUUGUGUGAAAUCAAAGUGUACGAUUCAAAGGUUUCACUAAUUCCAGAUGACAUCGUAAAGGAAGAACUCGGCCCGCUAUCAAUUACGCUUCCAAAUCUUCUCAACACCAUCGACUUUUAUGAAGAAGGUGUUUAUGCAAACAAUUGCAGCCGAGAUUGGUGGUGUCCGUGGCCAAUAGAGCGUGUGGAUGUUCCACAACAGUCUAAUGAAGGCGAUUGUGGCAUGUUUGUGUUAAAGUACAUUGAGCUUUUCAGCGCUAAGCUUCCGUUAGCUACUUGCACCUCGCACAACAUGCCUUUUUUUCGGUUGAAAUUGGCUGCGGAGAUAACAAGGGGAGAUGCUUACUUCCCAUGAUAUUGGUUGAAGAUGACAAAUGGUACAUGAGAAGGUUUUGGGAAUGUCCAUUCUCAAACUAAUGUAAAUACACAAUAGAGACGUACGGGUCCUUAUCGAAUUCUACCGCUAACUCCUUCAUGACAUUUACAUGUUUGUUAACCAAACUGCAUUGAAUUGGAAUUUUAAGACUGCAUAUGUGAAUUGGGAUUUGAAGAUGGCUUUUUAAGUGUAUUACAUCAUUGCAAAGUGAUAUGUCAUUGUUGAUGCAAGCCACCAUUAAUCGCAAUGUGUUGCAUCAUAAUAGGUGUCUAAACAUGCGAAAGGUUUUCCGCAGCUCAGUAGCAUAAAAGUAGAAACAAAGACAAUAUACACAAAAUGAACAACAAUUCACAAACGCACCGACAAGCAAUACACACACAACAGACAAACAAUAUACACAAACUUGGCCUGCCAUAUACAGAGAAUAGAUAUGCAAUAUACACACAGUAGACAUGCAAUAUACACACAAUAGACAUGCAAUAUACACACAAUACUCCCUUAACACACACAAUAGACAUGCCCUUGCCCACAAUAAUGAUGCAAUAUACUUC